This is a messenger RNA of Physcomitrium patens, 1136 nucleotides long. Its product is annotated as proteasome subunit alpha type-6. The record is from RefSeq and is a predicted model, not a curated record. Gene Ontology annotation, cellular component: proteasome core complex, alpha-subunit complex; proteasome core complex. Gene Ontology annotation, biological process: ubiquitin-dependent protein catabolic process. NCBI's taxonomy places the organism in Eukaryota, Viridiplantae, Streptophyta, Bryopsida, Funariales, Funariaceae.
AUCCUCGCAGGCGAUAAUUCAAACGAGAAUUGCUUUGCCUUGGAAAGGGGUUUAGGGUUUGUUAUAACAUCUCGAACUCCCUUCUUUCUGUCCGGGUCAAACUCAAACUGAUAUUGACAAGGUUUUGCACCAAACUCAAGCAGCAAGUCUUUCUCGAUCGAGAUGAGUCGUGGAUCGGGAGCUGGGUAUGAUCGGCACAUCACCAUUUUCUCACCAGAAGGGCGUCUAUAUCAAGUUGAGUAUGCUUUCAAGGCCGUCAAAGCAGCUGGAAUUACUUCCAUUGGGGUUCGUGGGAAUGAUUCAGUGUGUUUCGUGACUCAGAAGAAAGUGCCGGAUAAAUUGCUUGAUCAGACUAGUGUCACGCAUCUUUUUGCUGUCACAAAGUAUAUUGGUCUUCUUGCCACCGGCAUGACUGCUGACGCCAAAUCCUUGUUAGCUCAUGCUCGAAAUGAGGCAGCUGAGUUCAAGUUCAAAUUGGGUUAUGAGAUACCCGUUGACUAUUUGGCAAAGAGACUUGCUGAUAAGUCACAAGUCUACACCCAGCAUGCAUACAUGCGGCCACUUGGUGUUUCUGCUAUGCUUAUUGGGAUUGAUGAUGAACAAGGUCCACAGCUUUAUAAGUGCGAUCCGGCUGGUCACUACUUUGGAUAUAAGGCAACCAGCUCUGGCUCUAAGGAGCAAGAAGCAGUAAAUUUCCUGGAAAAGAAGAUGAAGAAUGAUCCACAACUUUCCUUCGAAGACACUGUGCAAACUGCAAUUUCAGCGUUGCAAUCGAUUCUUUUAGAGGACUUCAAACCCACUGAAAUAGAGGUUGGCGUAGUCAGAGUUGGCAAACCAGAAUUCCGCAUUCUGUCAACUGAAGAGAUUGACGAGCACCUCACGGCCAUCAGCGAGCGCGACUAGUUUAUUCGAAUGGUGUUGAUUAUUUGACCAGAAUUUAUGCUGGAAUUAAACAUUCAAGUCUAUUCAAAUGAUUCCAGUUGAUAUGUAUUGGUCGUUCAUAUCUUGUUGGUUUGUCUUGAAGCCAUUGGGAAAUAUCUGUACAUUAUGUGAUUACUGUGUACAGCUUUAUACCUCUGUUCUUUAGCACUUGAAUUUCAUACUGGCUUUGUUUUCCAUAAAGCUUUUAAUUUGUA